AUUUACACAAUAAUCACCAAAUACCUAUUGGCUUUGUGAAGUCAAGAUGUGGAGGUGUGCAGUGUUCUUAGUAUGUAGUGUAGUGGUCGUGGCAUGUUCCGAAGAUUGGCGCAUUGUGAACAUCGAUCAGGGUCCGGUCCGAGGAUACUUGCACCCUGAUCGUACUUAUUACAGCUUCUAUAACAUACCGUAUGCUACUGCGCCUACUGGGACCGAUAGAUUUAAGGCUCCUCUUCCACCACCAGUAUUUCUAUCGACUUUCGAUGCUGUGAACCGGAAUAUAAUAUGCCCACAGCCCUUUGGAACCUUGCAAAUGCAAGAAGACUGCUUAGUUGCCAAUGUGUUUGUCCCUAAUGCAGAAGCUACUAAUCUACCUGUCCUAGUAGUGGUACACGGAGGAGCUUAUCAGCUGGGACACGGCUUAGCGGAAAACUUUCAGAACUUUGUAAGGGAAAAGCAUCUGAUUUUAGUUACAUUUAACUAUAGGCUCGGUGUGCAUGGAUUUUUAUGUCUGGGUACUGAAGGAGCUCCCGGCAAUGCUGGACUCAAGGAUCAGGUGGCUUUACUUCGCUGGGUGAACAGAAACAUCGCCAGCUUCGGAGGUAAUCCUGAUGAUGUGACACUAGCAGGCUGCAGCGCUGGAUCUGGAUCCGUAGACUUCCUAACUAUUUCUAGUCUCACGCAAGGCUUGUUUAAAAAAGCUAUCUUGGAAAGUGGCAUUAGUACGGGCGCUACAGGUACACAAAUCGAUGCUAUUCAAAAUGCUAAAGAUUACGCAAAGGUGUUGAAUUUUAAUGAUGUUGAUGAUUUGGAUAAGUUAGAAGAAUUCUACAGAACCGCAUCAUUUCAACUUUUAACGUCACGUGUUGAUCAAAUUAUUAACAAUCCCGAUGUUACGACUCGGUUUGCUCCGUGUGUGGAAAGAGACAUUGGUCAAGAAAGAGUAAUUAUGGAUUCGCCAAUGAACAUCAAAACUGGAGGCAAUUAUACAAAGGUACCUUUGCUAUAUGGAUUUACUAAUAUGGAAGGCGCCAUGAGACUACCAUCCUUUGAUGACUGGAAAGUUCGAAUGAAUGAUAAAUUUUCAGACUUUUUACCAGCUGAGUUGCAUUUUGAAAGCGAAGAAGUAAAAGAAGAAGUUGCACAGAAAGUAAAACACUUCUAUUUUGGAAACGAUCCCGUGAGUGAAGAAAAUAUUGUGUCAUAUAUACUAUAUUUUACGGACGUGUUAUUUUCAUAUCCCAUGUUACGAUCUCUAUCAAGCAGGGUGGAAGCUCUCGGUGAUACAAUUUAUUUAUUUGAGUACUCAUUUGUGGAUGAAGAUACGCCGAGCUUUCCGCAUACACAAGUUCGAGGGGCGGAUCACUGCCAUCAAUUUGUCGCAGUCAUGGAUUAUGAUGUUUCUCACAGAACUGACGAAUUCAAGCGCAUGCAACACCUUCUUAGAGAAUAUUGGAUUAGUUUCAUAAAGAACGGUUCUCCAUCGUCAAGUAACUUAAGUUUACCAACGUGGAUCCCCGCUAACUCUGCCAGGUCUCCACACCUGUCUUUGGGUCCAGUUAUACAACUGAAGGAUGACAUUCUAGAGGGUAGGGCUGAAUUCUGGGAUGCUAUAUACGACGAAUACUAUCGAGGCCCUGUAAUACCUUCUCCAGAACCUGAAUCUGAACCUGCAACUGACGGCGCCGUCACACAAAUGAUCUCAAAUAUUUUAUAUGUAGCUGUAAUAUUAACUAUUUAUUUAGCUUUGUAAAACAUGUUCAUGCCUGUUUAGGAUUUAAGUUUUAUGUUAUCGAUUAAACUAAUUUUAUUUUU
Molecule: messenger RNA, 1815 nt
Organism: Helicoverpa armigera (cotton bollworm)
Lineage: Eukaryota; Metazoa; Arthropoda; Insecta; Lepidoptera; Noctuidae
Product: para-nitrobenzyl esterase
Exons: 3
Coding region: 47-1753 (568 amino acids)
Source: RefSeq, a predicted model, not a curated record